Molecule: messenger RNA, 1278 nt
Organism: Habropoda laboriosa
Lineage: Eukaryota; Metazoa; Arthropoda; Insecta; Hymenoptera; Apidae
Gene: Gcat
Product: 2-amino-3-ketobutyrate coenzyme A ligase, mitochondrial
Exons: 7
Coding region: 16-1278 (420 amino acids)
Biological process (GO): biosynthetic process; L-threonine catabolic process
Molecular function (GO): glycine C-acetyltransferase activity; pyridoxal phosphate binding
Source: RefSeq, a predicted model, not a curated record
ACACAAAUUGUAAGGAUGUAUCAAAAUAUGAAUUCUAUCUUUAACAAAAGUUUGAUAUUUAAAAAUGAACAAUGGAUAUUACAGAAGCCUAUGAGCCUUUUAACAGAGUGUAUAACACCAGAAUUAAAAGCAAUAGAAACAGCUGGUACUUGGAAAAACGAACGAAUAAUUGCUUCACCUCAACGAACGCGAAUUAAACUAAUAAAUGGAGUAGAAGCUCUCAAUUUUUGUGCAAAUAAUUAUCUGGGUUUAUCGGAUAAUAAAGAAGUUAUUUCUGCUGCAAAAUUAGCUUUAGAUAAAUAUGGAGCUGGUUUAAGCUCUGUAAGAUUUAUAUGUGGUACUCAAGAAAUUCAUGUAGAAUUAGAAAAGAGAAUAGCUCGAUUUCAUGGAAGAGAAGAUGCUAUUCUUUAUGCAUCAUGUUUUGAUGCAAAUGCUGGACUCUUUGAAACAUUAUUAACACCUGAGGACACUGUAUUGAGUGAUGAACUCAAUCAUGCCUCUAUCAUUGAUGGUAUUAGAUUGUGUAAAGCAAGGAAACAAAGGUACAAGCAUAGGGAUAUGGAAGAUUUAGAAAAUAAACUGCGGGAUAGUAUGUCUUCACGUUUACGUCUCAUUGCGAGUGAUGGUGUUUUUUCUAUGGAUGGUACCAUUACACCAUUGCCAAAAAUACUAGAACUUGCAAAGAAAUACAAUGCCUUUACUUUUGUGGAUGAUUGUCAUGCUACUGGAUUUUUUGGAAAUAAUGGGAGAGGCACUGAAGAUUAUUUUCACCAAUUGGGAAGUAUCGAUAUCAUUAAUUCCACAUUGGGCAAAGCACUUGGUGGAGCAGCAGGCGGUUAUACAACUGGUAAAAGAGAACUCGUUAAUUUGUUAAGACAACGUAGCAGGCCAUAUUUAUUUUCGAAUUCGUUACCGCCUCCCGUAGUCGCGUCAGCAAAUAAGGUCAUGGACCUAAUAACAAACUCUACAGAAUUUCUGGAUAAACUGAACAGCAACACUAAUCUGUUCAGAAAUAGCAUGAAAGCAGCAGGUUUCACAAUUAGCGGUGGUAAUCAUCCAAUAUGUCCUGUUAUGAUAGGUGAUGCGAGAUUAGCCACUGUAUUUGCUGAUAAGAUGAUUGAGCAAGGAAUUUAUGUUAUUGGUUUUAGUUAUCCUGUAGUACCAAAGGAUACAGCACGAAUACGAGUUCAGAUUAGUGCUGCACAUUCACAGGCAGACAUAGAGCAUGCUACAAACGCGUUCAUACAUAUUGGAAAAGAACUUGGAAUUAUUCACUGA